Cryptomeria japonica (Japanese cedar) is the source of this 5178-nucleotide messenger RNA. RefSeq lists its product as uncharacterized. The transcript has 4 exons. The coding region runs from base 649 to 4605 and encodes 1318 amino acids. NCBI's taxonomy places the organism in Eukaryota, Viridiplantae, Streptophyta, Pinopsida, Cupressales, Cupressaceae. The record is from RefSeq and is a predicted model, not a curated record.
CAUUUCAACUGGUUGUCAUUUUCCAAUAGUAGAAAAAGUUGAAAAAAGUGACGGGAGCAUAUUGAAACCUGGUUAAUUAAUUGAUUAAUGUAGAUGUCGCUGGGGUAGAGGCUUGAAGGGCAUCGUACAUGGGGCAUUCUUUAUAUGCUUUUGACUCAGCAAAAGACAGAGGAGAAAGAAGAGGAAUUUGUACGUGGCAGGGAGGAUGGGGCCAAAUAGAUAAAGCAAGCGAGGGAAGGCUACAGACAGAUAUCAGGGCAGAGCUAAAAUCGAGGCGGGAGGAAGCCAUGCUACUCAUUUUUAUUUAUCUAAAUCUUCCUGCAUUUGCAGGAGAGUGAUACAUUCUUCACAUUUGGAACAGCCACAAAGUAUAAUAUGCUUAUUGAUGUGAGAGAGAGAGAGAGGCAGUUCUCCUCUCUCUGUUUGCUUUACUGGAUCAGAUCAGCUCACAAGAGUAAUGCCAUGCCAUGCCUUACACUUGCACCAGGCAUCAAUCUCCAGGUCAUAUAUUUGAAUUGUAAAGAAAAUCUGCUAUAGUCAUAUCUUGUGACUUGUAUGACUUUGAAUGGAUCUGUUUUUAACAAGCAAACGAUACCUAUCAACAUUGGAGUUGGGAAUGUUACCAGCAAUGUCUGAGAAGUAUGUGUAAUGAUGGGACAUACUCAUCUAGAUAAUAAUAGUGGGAACUCUUACAAGAAGCUCACAGUAAAGGGAGAUAAUCUAAAAGAAUGUCCCACCGAUAUUGUUUCAGAGUGUAAUGUGGAUGAUCAUUAUUUCAAGUGUUCGUGUGAAAAUGCAUCAUCUAAGGUAAUGCAUUCUAAGACAGAUGAUGAAUAUUUCUUAGAAUUGAGGAGAACAUCUGUUUAUCAUAGUUCAAGCUCACAUAGGAAAUUUUGGCAAGGAGCUUCAAAAGGACCCAAAGGUGAAGGCAAGCUGGAUAGCGGAAGCAAUUCCAUAUCAGAAAAAGAUUUAGAUGUGCUAAACUGUUCCCAGAGACAUGCAAUGAGUCAUAUACGUGAACAACAGAAAGGAGAGAAUGAUGAUCUAGUUAGCGAGGAAUCUUCAACUAUGUAUUUAAAUAGCAUGGUAAAAGACAAGAAGCUGGAGACUGAAGAUUUAAUACAUAACAUGUCAAAUUUGCCUCAUUACCUUCAACAAACAGAGAAAGGAGAAUCAUUCCAGGAGAGAGCCCUGAGAUUUGGUGUACUGGAUUGGAGUCUUUUGGAAAAGUGGAAUCGUAACAGAGGAAGAGGGCAGAGAAGUUUUCAUUCUCCUUCUGGAAGUGAUACCUCUUCAUCCUUCUCAACCUUGGGAUCCUCCUCUUUCUCUUGCAGAAGUGAUCAUAGCUCUUCAGCUAAAAGAGAAAUGUCACCUUCUAGUUCUUUGCAUACAUAUUUGAAUUCGUCCUCUGUUUCUUCAACUAACUUGCAUGGUUUAAGCUACUUAUCUUCACCAACCAAUGGUCAAGAAAGGUAUCCAUCAUGCGUGGAAGGCUCGAGGCAUGGUUCAAAGCAAAGUUUUCCAAAUGCUCAAAUCAAAACAGAUUGUGAGGGUAAACAUUAUGAGUACUUGGACUUAAAGCUUCUUCAGAGGAAGGUGGUUGAUUCCCAAGGUUCAAAAGUGGAUGUCCCAAAUGAUAUAUGUUCAUUAGAAAAUAAGCUUUCAUACUCGGGUCAUAAAGCUCCAAAUCAGGCAUGUUUUUCAGGCUCAGCAAUGAGAAGUGAUAGUGGGAUUAAUGGGUCAAAAACUGAACAAAGUAGCAAUUUUGUUUUUGAGCUUCCUAAGGAACAAUGGGUUAGUGGUCCUGCUACCCCUGGUUUCUUUUCAGCUAGAGAUCGUUCACCAGAAACAUGCUCAGAGGUUUCACUAAAUUUGGAAGAUGUAUCCCUAAAGACUGGUGAAAAUUCAAGAUCUUUGGGAAUCACUGGAUCAAAUCAAGUGGCCAGCUUAGAGGAUGACAUAAAUAUCCACUUUGUUGACUGUUUGGAAGAACUGCCUGCUGCACAUGCUGAUGAGGGUAAUAUUUGGACAGAGGAUCCUUCCUGUAGAGGUAAAUUUGCUGCUUAUCCUCAUGAUCUAUCACCGCAGAAAGUGGAUCCAAAUAUUUCUGUAUCACCUGAAUGUGAGCGAAAUUCAAUUUGCUUGGAUGACUAUGGCCGCAUCUUUCAGGACCCUCAAGAAUCCAUUUUAGCAAAGAGUUUUGUGUGUCCUGUAGACAGCAAGCUUCGAGAUAUUUCAAGAAAUUCUAUUCAUCUGAGAACUGAUGCUAAUGAUGUUUCAUUUCGUAAAUCACAAUCUGCAAUCCGUAAUGAAUUGCAGCCAAGGAAUAAGGAUGCUGAUGUACCGGUAAAAAUAGCAGCAGCAUUUUCUGACCAGCAUCUGCCUGAAACAGUGGUUACAAAUGAAUUCCCUGUUGUUGCUUCAAGAAAUUAUAAAAACAGAAGAGCUAAAAGCUUCAGUUUAAAUGGGAGUACGGAUCGAGCAAUUAAUGACCAUUUAACUGCUUUCAUGACACCAAAAUCCUUUUCAGUCAGGUCAGCUACAUGCUCUAGUGAUUGCACUCUAUCUAAAGAUGGUUGUAAAGGAUGUAAGAAGUCUGCAGUGAGCCCUUUAAGAAGGUGGAUAGACCCUAUUGUCAAAUCAAGGGAAAGGCAUCCGAUUGAUGUAUCUUCCUGCACGUUUCUGCAAAGUAACUCAUUGCAUCAUGAUCAUGGUGCUGAUGUAUUAAAUUCCAAAGGAGGCAUUGGAGCAAAUAAAUCUCUGAGAAAGUCUCUCGCACAGGGUUUUUCUAGAGCGAGUCAUAUAACAUUAAGAAAUUCCAGUGUGAGGUCAAUCUCGUCAGAUUGUCAGGCAUUUAUAGCUUCAGAAAAUGAUAUUUCUGGCAAGCACUCCCUACAUAUAUCAAGAAGCAGAUGCAGUAGUCCCAGACCAAAACAUGAAAAGAUCUCAGAAAAAUUAUCUCAAUCUGCAUUAGAAACUGGUAUUUCUUGUUCGAGUAUGUCAGCUCCACCUGCUCAUCCUCCAAUCUUACAGGGCCUUCUACACUUUAAGUACAAGAGUGGCUUUCCCUAUUUCACAUUUUCUCGCAACGAGUCUGAUGAAAUUCUGGCAGCCAAGACAUGGAAAGAUAAUUCUGAAGGAAGAGAUUUUGAUUGGAUGUACUCAUUUCAUUCUGGGAAAAGUACUGACAAGAAAAGAAAUAAGUCCGGAUGGGGUAACUGGGGGAGAAAGGAUAAUCACAUACCUGAUCUUGUGGCAAAUAUGAAGGUGUCCAGUUCCUUAUGCUCCAAGUUGAAUGGUCAUGGCAAUGUUGAGCAUAUAGUGGAAACUGAGUUUGUUUUAUUUGGUUCAAAAAAAGGCAAUAUAAACUCAAACCCAAUAGUGCGAACAGAAUAUACAGAAAACAGCUCUUUUUCUCCUUCCCAGGUUGGCCACCCAGAAGUUUCCUCAGAUAUGCCAUUGUCCAAUUCAUCACCGGUUUCCACAACAUCCUCUACAUCGAUGCCAGGGGAUACCAUGGAAAGCAUACUCCCCAGAGACCUUGUACACUUAGACAGGAAAACUGAAAUGCAUGCGCUGGGGUAUCCUUCCAGACAAAAUUUUCGGGAGCCAUGUCAAUCUAAUUCAAUGAGAUCCAGAUCUGAAGGCAGAAAUACUAUUCAGGCCACACACACAGAGUCGAAUAUUUUAAAUUCCAAUGUGAUUCUUUCUAGUCCAUUUUCCCCUGAUCUUGAGUUGGCGGCUUUAGUAAUUAAAGUUCCAUUAGAGUGGAGAGGAAGUGUGAAGGGUGGGCAGGGAGAGGAUGCUGCCUCAAAUGAAUUUGGGGGCUGGGGUCUGAAAUUUCUUGCAAAAAACUUAGGUGGUUCAAGUACAGAUACUUAUUUUGACUAUCCAAUGAAUUUGCCUCCCGAAUUUGAUGAUUAUAGUCAUUGUCACUCUCUCAAAUCAAGCGUCAGUCCAAUGGAAUUUGGUAAUAUAUCAACGGAGAAUUCAUGCCUGAAUUCAGAAAGAUGCUCAUUUGAAUAUGGGUCGUCAGAAAGUUCAGACAUCCACUCAAGCUGCGGAGCUCAAGGACAUACAGGUGUGACUGUCAUAAUUCCAGCAGGCAUACAUAGCCAGCCGUCGACCAACUCUGGUGGGCCUUCACCUCUGAUUGAAAGAUGGCGGUCUGGUGGAAGCUGUGAUUGUGGUGGGUGGGAUUUAGGUUGUCCAUUAACUAUACUUGAGAAUCAAAAUCCAAACAAGAACAGUUCAUCAGAAAGGAUUGUUCGGGCUAAUCAAGGGACGCUUGCUCUGAGCUUGGAUGUUGUUCACGAUGGACUGUAUUUGCUUAGAUUCCAUCCACAAUUGUCAGCUUUGCAAGCUUUCUCUAUUGGCGUUGCCACGCUGCACAGUCGAGAACCACUCAUGUUUUCUAAGGAGGCUCAAAUAGAAAGGCCUUGCUGUAGAUCAUCACACCCUCCUCGUGCAAAGCAAGGAAAGACAUUAAGUCAAGCGAUAUCAACCCCAGAGGAUGAUAUUCCAUUAAGUAUGCCUAACAACCAUGAUAUAUUUUUUGCAAGCCGUGUAUCUGAUCCUCCUCUUUCUCCGUUUGGGAGAGUGUAAUAUCCAUGUAAUAUUGUAUUCUGGCCACUUUCUUUGUUCUUUAGUUUGGCAGCUUUGAGUGUUGUCAAAUAAUUUGCAUUGGAGUCGUCCUUUUUGUAUCGUAUUUUCCAGUCUUUUCCUUGGAAAACUACUUGUUGAGCUACAUUUGUAGAUUAUCAUGUAACCAAAUGGAGCUGGUCUAAAUACCGGAGGAUGCAGACGGUUGAUGCUAACUAUGAACGAGACAGAAUACUGCACAUCCUUUCGAAGUUGAAAUCUUUUGUAGUGUGGAUAACUUGGAACGCAGAUAUGCUUCCAGGCAAAUGCUGAAGUAGUUGCUUAAUCUUUUACUCACCAAAUUCUGUCCUACCAUCAAAACGAAAGCCUUGGUAUUUCCACCAGUAGUUUAUUUGGUUGCUAAUAGUUUCUAGGAAAUGGUGAUACAGAAUAUAUCAUCCAGCCAAAUAUGCAAGCUCAUAGCUUUUAGCUUCCAAGAUAAGCAUCAAACAGACUAUGGAAAAUAUAAGUGUUUAUUUCCUCUGCAAAUCUCUUAUACUGGGUGCUAGAUAUAAUAUGAAAUGGCCUAAUUUAAUC